This is a messenger RNA of Danaus chrysippus (African queen), 243 nucleotides long. The record is from the annotation of a GenBank genome assembly. NCBI's taxonomy places the organism in Eukaryota, Metazoa, Arthropoda, Insecta, Lepidoptera, Nymphalidae.
AUGCUCCCCAUGUUCGACGUCGACGUGUCGAAGGUUUUCACCGACGAUAUAGAGAGCGAAGAUGCCAAUAUAGGAAAUGAAUUUUCAAAGAUAGGCAGUGGACUACCUGAAGAAGCGGACGCCAGCUCGAGCGUUAUUGAUGAUAGCAGCUGUUUGGCUGAUGAGUGGCCUCGUCUGUAUACCACCGCUACUGGGAUGGAGAGUCACAAGGCCGCCAGAACAAUUCCCACAAUGCAAGAUUAG